AUGUCUGUGGAGGGAGACAUUUUCAAAGAGAAAAAAUAUAAAUUUUCGAGAAGAUCUAAUUCCAGUGUCUAUGACAACCAAUACCUUCUCAAAGCUAAUCAAGUGCCUGUCAAUGAAUUCCUUAAACUUAGAAUAAAUUAUGAUGAACAACUUGAGAUUUAGAAAGCUGACAGGAAAAACAAAUUGAUUAGUAAGAAACGAUACAAGGAUUUAACAGCUUAAUAUACUUGUACCAAUAGAGACCCUAGGCUAGUGAUAUAAAAUCAAAAAGCCAACAUAGCUGCCUAGAUAGGCAAUACUAGUUUUAAAAUGGUCAAAUCAUAGAUAGUAGGGAAUCAAUACAGUUCAAGUCAAAUAUCUUAGGCAUCAAAAGAAAGAAAUGUUAGGUUCUAAAAUGGUAGUGCUGUGUCUGAUGUUUUGAGUCAACUAAAUUCAGAAUUACAAAAAUAUACUUAUACAGGCUAAGGCUAUACCCCAAGGAAAAAAGUUAAUAGGAAGAAAUCAUUGAAGUUUCAAGAGAGUAUGAUCCCAGAAAAUGUAUUGAAUAAUAAGCCAGGCUCAAACCAAGCUUUGGAAAGACAUGAAGUUAAAAGGCUAGGUUCAGGCUAGUCUUUAAUCUUCAAAUCUGAGAUUAAGUCUUAUAAUGAUGAUAUAAUCUCAGAAUUAAAUGAUAGAGAAAAUCAUCCAAUGACUAUGAAAAAUCUCCCCAGGAUGAGCUUCUCACCAAAAAACCAAGGCUAAUCCCAAGAAGAAUAAAAUAGCUCAUUUUUCAAGUAGAGAGUUAAUUCUCCAUCUUAGAAAAAUACAGUAAAAAUAAUAGAUCAAAGUGAUUUUAAUAGCCCUAAUAAAUCUUAACAAUCCUCGCCAUUAAACAAUGCUAGAUAGACUCCAAUCAUUCCAUAGAAGCAAUUGGUAAGCAGCUCUUAAGUUGCUGAAGAAUUUUUAUCAUCAGGACUUGGGAAAAAAUACAAGAAAUUGCAGUACUAUAAUUCAUUGAAGUAUUCAAAGAAUUCACCGAGAGGCAAAGAAGUUAGAAUUUUAAGUGCUAAUCCAGACAUUCUUUAAAGAUAAGGAUAAAAUUUCAUAAUUUAAUAAAGAAAAAUGAAAAUGGAAGCUAAUAGAUUAAGACUAUUUUCACCUCAUGAGUAUGCUCUUGGGCCAUUUAGUGAUGAAUAUGUUUUAUCAAAUCAACAUUCUCAAGAAAGCAAUAUGUUUUCAAAUAAUUCUGCACUGAAAAAAAUGAGGGCAUCAUAGGACAAAUCUAAGUUGUAUUCACCUACUUAAGGGGAAAAUGGGCAAUUUUAAUGCUUUAAGCAGUUUGACUAUGAUAAUUGGUUCAUGAAAAAAAUUAGAAGGAUGAAAGAUGUUAGUUUGCUAAAAUAUUAAUGUCAGGACUAUAAAAACAAGAACUACAAUGAGAUGAAGAGUUUCUGUCACAGUAGAAGAGGUUCAAAUUCUAUGAUGAACAACUCUUAGGCUGGCAAUUCAAGCAACAGAUAAAUUUAGAGUAUGGCUAGUAGCCCAAUAAAGCAGCUCAAAGGUAUUUGA
This is a messenger RNA of Stylonychia lemnae, 1548 nucleotides long. NCBI's taxonomy places the organism in Eukaryota, Ciliophora, Spirotrichea, Sporadotrichida, Oxytrichidae. The record is from the annotation of a GenBank genome assembly.